Messenger RNA from Marmota monax (woodchuck), 1456 nucleotides. RefSeq names its product POU class 3 homeobox 4 (gene Pou3f4). NCBI's taxonomy places the organism in Eukaryota, Metazoa, Chordata, Mammalia, Rodentia, Sciuridae. Gene Ontology annotation, molecular function: DNA-binding transcription factor activity, RNA polymerase II-specific; RNA polymerase II cis-regulatory region sequence-specific DNA binding. Gene Ontology annotation, cellular component: nucleus. The transcript has a single exon. The coding region runs from base 6 to 1091 and encodes 361 amino acids. The record is from RefSeq and is a predicted model, not a curated record. Gene Ontology annotation, biological process: brain development; regulation of transcription by RNA polymerase II.
CGACCAUGGCCACAGCUGCCUCGAAUCCCUACAGCAUUCUCAGUUCCAGCUCCCUAGUCCAUGCGGACUCUGCGGGCAUGCAGCAGGGGAGUCCUUUCCGCAAUCCUCAAAAACUUCUCCAAAGUGAAUACUUGCAGGGAGUUCCCAGCAAUGGGCAUCCCCUCGGGCAUCAUUGGGUGACCAGUCUGAGCGACGGGGGCCCUUGGUCCUCCACGCUAGCCACCAGCCCUCUGGACCAGCAGGACGUGAAGCCCGGACGUGAAGACCUGCAGUUGGGUUCGAUCAUCCAUCACCGCUCGCCACACGUAGCCCACCACUCUCCGCACACUAACCACCCAAACGCCUGGGGGACGAGCCCAGCUCCAAACCCGUCCAUCACGUCAAGCGGCCAACCCCUUAACGUGUAUUCACAGCCCGGCUUCACCGUGAGCGGCAUGCUGGAGCACGGGGGACUCACCCCACCGCCGGCAGCCGCCUCCACACAGAACCUGCAUCCUGUGCUCCGUGAGCCCCCAGACCAUGGCGAACUUGGUUCACACCACUGCCAGGACCACUCAGACGAGGAGACGCCAACCUCAGAUGAGUUGGAACAGUUCGCCAAACAAUUCAAACAAAGAAGAAUCAAGUUGGGUUUCACGCAGGCCGACGUGGGGCUAGCGCUGGGCACACUGUAUGGCAACGUGUUCUCGCAGACCACUAUCUGCAGGUUUGAGGCCUUGCAACUGAGCUUCAAGAACAUGUGCAAGCUGAAGCCCUUGCUGAACAAGUGGCUGGAAGAGGCGGAUUCAUCCACAGGGAGCCCGACCAGCAUUGACAAGAUCGCCGCCCAGGGCCGCAAGCGCAAGAAGCGAACCUCCAUCGAGGUGAGUGUCAAGGGCGUACUGGAGACGCAUUUCCUCAAGUGUCCCAAGCCUGCCGCGCAGGAGAUCUCCUCGCUGGCAGACAGCCUCCAGUUGGAGAAAGAAGUGGUGCGUGUCUGGUUCUGUAAUCGAAGACAAAAAGAAAAAAGAAUGACUCCGCCAGGGGAUCAGCAGCCGCAUGAGGUUUAUUCUCACACCGUGAAAACAGACACAUCGUGCCACGAUCUCUGACUGGAGGAAGAGAGGAGGCCAGCCGCACUGGGAGCAGAGCGGAUUUCUUUCUCUUUUACCUCUUCUCUUCAUUUUAAUAUUCUAUAUUAUUGCUAUAACUCUAUAUUAUUGCUAUAAUUCUUUCUUUCUUUCUUUCCUUUUUCUUUUCUUUGAGGGGGUUCUAACUUAUGCUAAGAAAACACACACACACACACACACACACACAUUCAGGCUUCUCAACUCUGAUACACAGUUAUAUUAAGCAGUUCAGGUGGGGACCUCAGGUUCCCUGCCACCCUGGCAAUUUCCCUCCAAACCUUUUAUGCUGAUCAAUACAUAUUGUUUACUCUGAGUAAGGUUUGUUUGAUCACUCCACUCUAGGAAGA